AUUCUCUAAUAGAGCGCACCUGUUCCUGUUUGUCUGUUGCGAGGUCGUCAGUUCGGAAAUUAUGAGUAUAGCAAACAGACUGGAGGCUGCAUUCGCUACAAACAAUGCUACUUCAGUUUUUCUAUUCAUUACUGGGGAGAAAUCAUCAAUGACUCUGGUUGAGAUAUUGGAUGACGCUGCAUGCAGGGAUUUGCAUAAAAAUGAAUUCAAAAAUGUUACACUGAUUUUACGCGCACUUGAACAAGUAAUCUGCAAAGACGAAGACUUCAUCAACCAUCUGGUCUCUCAUGGUUUACUGGUGAAGAUGCUGAAUUGGUUUGAGAUGGUUUGUGAGCAUCUAAAGGUGCAGCAGAAACCAAACAAGGCUCCGAUGCGGCUCAUGGAAGUGUUCUGUGAAGUAUCGAUGCGGCUUUGCCAGAGCAACACCGAAGGCAACGUUAAAAUUUUGGAGAUUCUUAUACUGAGGUUUGGGGCUGUUGUGAUUGACUAUGAUGUACACUUCAGUCUUCGUCUAGAGGCCAUUAAGACAAUAAAUUCAAUGCUUGACAGUGCUUCAAAAGAAACUCGUAAAAAAAUAUGUCAGUCUGAUCACAGUUCUCUGCUAGAAGAGUUUGCUAAAGUCAUAAUUGAUGUUGGUGAUUAUGAAAUGCAGGUGGCCAUAUCUGAAGCACUUUGUCGGAUGACACCAAAGAAACUAAGGGAGGAAUUGGUUGGCAAGUGGUUCAGUUACAGAAGUUUUGCAUCAUCCUUCACAACAAUAAGGGUUAAAGAAUUUGAAACGGAUUGUAGGAUAUUUCUAAAUGAACUCAACAGCUAUUUUGGGGAUUCCAGAAGAGUGUUUUCAUAUCCAUGCAUUAGGGCAUUUCUAGACACCACUGAGUUGCUCAAACCUGAGGAUGAACUUUUGCAAAAGUUCUGGAUAGACUUCAACAUUGGGACAUCUUGUAUUGGCUUCUAUGUAAAUGACCCACAAGAAACCUUGUGGGAACUUAUUCAUUUGCCUAAAGAAGCCGUUAGUUCAUACAACCUGCAAGAAUGUGAUGAUCGAAAGAUCUUGAGCAUUUGCAUGUUACUUCCGGUGUGUCAUGGAAAGAUCACUGGAAAAAUGGUGCAGGUUACCUUUGACUCCAGACAUGACAUUCAAACUGCUGUAAACAAAGUCUAUGCUGGCGGAGAAAAAUUACAGCUGCUAGAGAUGACACAGCAUGCUUCAUUAAAUAACGAAGACUCAGGAAUUCCAGCUACUCCAACUAAAAUUAAAGUGUCUUUCGCCAGUCCUUCUACCUCAGAGACUACAGUAACAACUCAAGGCUCAUCUGCUUUUCAGAGUAGUUCUGGGAAUCUGCCAUCACAAAAAUGCAGGACAUUCCUAACUAAAGAUGAAUAUUCUCUAAUAAACGAGUCAGACACAGAGGUUGCGAACGCAAAGGGUAUUGUCUUCAGUCAGUCAGUCUCAUCUAAUGGGUCUACCAGUUCUGUUAAGUCCUUUCCAGCAGCAAAAUCUACACAAAAGAGAAAACUUAGGAUGUUUUAUUCUGAAAGUGACUGCUGUGUGUCACCUGGUGAAAAACCUUUGUUCAGACACAAACCCCAAUGUGAUUACACCAGGAAAAAACCACGACUAAAGAGUAAACUUAAAGUACUACCCCUUUCCUCACCAAGUAGCAAUGAAGAGAAGUUUUUUAAGGAAUCAACCCCUAAACACAGGUUAGAGAAAGAGGGGGGCAAAGUGAUGGAUGGGAAGCAAAAUCUGGAUCUUUCCCACCAACCCAAGGAGUCCAUUCUGGAUUCAAGGUUUCAAGACAAUAAACCUUUUUUUUCAAUGGAGAAACCUCUUGAAUCUAAUGAAUACACUAUAGAUGAAGAACCAUUUAUGCCUUUACGCAAAGAACCACUAGCAUCAGCAGACCUGAAUGAAAGUUGUGAGGUUGAAGAUGAGGAGCUCUCAUUUUCUACACUCAAACCCAGAAAACUGUUCAUCUCCCCUUCACCAGAGAGUGCUAAAGAAUCCAUAACACAAGCACUGAGAGAGGAUGAAAAAUCUGAGGCAGAGUUGAAUUCUGGAGUCAUGGCUGCCUUUGAUUCCUUCAAAGCUCAGCUAAGAGAAUACUUCUCUUCCAGAUAUAAGAAGACUAAAACAAAGUCACUGAGAUCUUUGACUGACUGCCAGAAGACUAUAUCAUCUUUGCUAAAAACAGUUCAUGAUCAAAGGCUUAUUCAUUUGGAAUGCUUCCAGAAGGCUGUAGUACAACAGUUGGGUCAGCUGGAGCAGAACUGUCUUUCCCUAAAGAACAUUGAAGAAGAAAUUGUGGGUUUUUGGCAGUCAGAGGCUGAUGCAAUGAAGGCCUUCUGUAAUAAACAGCUAAAGAGGUUGGAUUCUCUAGAGUUAUUUUCAGAGGGUGCCCAAGCCCCACAGAGGCAAGCAGAGGGAACAGAAGCACAUAAAACAUGGUAAACACAUACCAUGAUCCAGUUGCUGGGACCGAAGACUAAGACUUUCUAAGGAAGUAUUUUUUUUUUUUUCACUGCCUGCAGAUUCCAGACAGAAAACGGAAACUAAACAUGACUAAUUAAAAACCAUUAUGAGCAUUGCA
This is a messenger RNA of Clarias gariepinus (North African catfish), 2594 nucleotides long. It is a transcript of the gene sycp2l, whose product is annotated as synaptonemal complex protein 2-like. Bases 62 to 2455 code for a protein of 797 amino acids. NCBI's taxonomy places the organism in Eukaryota, Metazoa, Chordata, Actinopteri, Siluriformes, Clariidae. The record is from RefSeq and is a predicted model, not a curated record. The transcript has 33 exons.